AUGUCCAAGUCCUUGAAGCAUAUCAAACAGCAGUGCCGAGACCGCGAGCUGGUGCAGGAGGUCAUCGAGCUGGUCCGCAGGAAUGACCACGACUCGCUGGCUUAUGUCGCGCGCACACUGGGUAUUCCUCCGCAACUGCGGUUCGUGGUGUGGCCUAUACUACUGAAGUACCACCCAAUGUGUAUAUCCCCUAACAUUAUGUCCAACACUGUGGUGUGGGACCCGCUCACCAGCAGUUACCACUUGACCAAUGCCGAUGCCGCACAGGAUGUCAACUCAUCGGGCUACGUCGCCAAUGGCGCCGCUAAUGGCUCAGCAAACGGGUAUGAGAUAUCCAAGACCUCGACGAACUCUUCGACCUCGGACGAUGUGGUAAACGAAGACAUGGUGCAUCUGGAAAAGAUCAUACUCAAGGACCUGAGGAAGUAUUUCCACUCAAGGGCGACCUCGUCCUCUCAGGCUGUCUCGAGCUCAUCCUCAUCAACAGCAGAGCCAUCUUCCCCUACUGUCUCUGACGAGUGCGAGAUCAUCGACUCCUUGAAGAACGCCAUCCUGAGGUUCUUGAGCAAGUGGUCCCGGAUCUUCAAGUAUGAGAUUGGACUAGCAUGGCUAGCACUGGGCUUAGCAGAGUGGUUCCCGGCUCUUCUUCCGGCCAAGUUUGACUUAAAUGACGAGUGUUUUCUAGUGCUGAACGGGAGGAGACAUGCACAUACUUCUAGUGGUAACAACAACUCCACCUCCAUAUCACAGCUGUUUCAGGAGUAUCCACUGCUUGACUACCUCAAGAAUAAAUUACCUUCAGAGAGGUUAUUCACAUUUGACCAGCUUUACGAAAGGUUAUUGCUCGUCCUAAUACACUCUCCCGACACUGCUUUGGAGCAAAACAAGAUCAAACGCGACUUCCCACAGGACUCUACACACAUUUCCAACUAUUUCCCAGUGAUUUCUGGAGGUGAUCUCUCAUUCAGAACUCAGAUUUUUUUUAAAGUCUUCUCCACUAUCCUACCUGAACUGUACCAGCCGCUUAUAGAGGAAGUCAACCUUCAACCGAACUCUUCUAGAACAAGCUGGCUGUAUUGGUGGUUCAAAUGUGCCGGGGCAAGGUCGUUACAAAGACAGGAUAGAGGCAGGAUAUGGGACUUAUUCCUCGGAUGGAGACCAAAGCCAGACCACGUAACCAUCAAUUUCUAUCUUAAUUACAACACAAAAAGCUUUGCGCACUUAUAUCAUAAAUCACCAAGCAUAUGCCAUUCUAAAUUUUGGAAUAAAUAUGAAAAAAACGAUACUUUUUGGUUUCCGGAUUUGGACUCCAUACCCUUAGGAACACCACCUUACACCCAUGACGUUACGAUUAUUAAAGAACUAUUAAGAAGGAAUAAGUAUGAAGAGCGAGCUAGUGACUCUAACGAUACUGACCAGGAAUGUUGCAUGAACAGUAUUCCAUUUUCAAUAAUAAGCCCGCAUACCCAGCUUAUAUUCAUCUACGUGGCUAUAUUACAAUUCAAUGAAUUUAAAUUGCUUGAGUUUGAAGAGACAGAGAUAGCCGAAUUUUUAAACAAUGUUCCCAUGCUUUCAAAAGCUGACGACACCGCAUUCAAGAAGCUAUUUGACACGGGAUCUACACUGGAUAACGUGGUCCUACAUGAUGAAGCAUCAAAGAGACCCAGCUCAUCCUCCAAUAAUCACAUGCUAAUAGAGGUGGGCAGCGAUGGCAAGUCCUCCCAUUCAUUUAACGACCUAAUGAAAAUGGCGGGUGAUAUCUGGCGUAAAUGGCUGUGGCGAGAGCUAGAAGAGAACCUAAAUAAUGAACCGUAA
This is a messenger RNA of Nakaseomyces glabratus, 1815 nucleotides long. RefSeq names its product Oca5p (gene OCA5). Lineage: Eukaryota; Fungi; Ascomycota; Saccharomycetes; Saccharomycetales; Saccharomycetaceae. The record is from RefSeq and is a predicted model, not a curated record.